This is a messenger RNA of Parastagonospora nodorum SN15, 1032 nucleotides long. RefSeq lists its product as hypothetical. The transcript is spliced from 4 exons. The record is from RefSeq and is a predicted model, not a curated record. The coding region runs from base 1 to 1032 and encodes 343 amino acids. NCBI's taxonomy places the organism in Eukaryota, Fungi, Ascomycota, Dothideomycetes, Pleosporales, Phaeosphaeriaceae.
AUGCUACCAACAGCGCUACUCUUGACGUUUCUCGCGGCGGGCCAGGCAGCUUCAUCGGAUACAGCCUCAAACAUCAAUAUCGACUUAGAGCUCACCGCCGUCACCACUAGCGGGACGUACACAGGCUUUGUGGAUGACGCAGCACCCAAUGUGAAGCAAUGGCUCGGAAUCCGCUACGGCAAGGCGCCUGUUGGCCCCAAGCGUUUUAUGCCACCGGAGCCUGCAGUGGAUAUGACAGCCCACUACUAUGCUCGCGAGUAUAAGCCCAUCUGCUUCCAGCAGAGCGGAAACCACACCGGACUUUUCUGGGAGCUUGUGCCCGAAUUCCAGAAUCAGGAUCCACAAAGUGAAGACUGCCUCUACUUGAAUGUCUGGGCACCCAAGAAACCUGCGAAGAAGGUCCCGGUAUUGAUUUGGGUGUGUGGUGGUGGCUUGCAGGAAGGAGGUGGGCAUGCGCCAUAUCAGAUACCUGAUCAAUGGUUGGAGAAGACUGAGAGUCAUAUUGUGGUCACAUUCAAGUCAGCACAACCCUACCGUCUCAAUGUGUUUGGAUUUCCAGGCGCACGGGGUGCGCGCGAAAAUGCGGGCUUCCACGACGCAAGAAUGGCUGUCGAAUGGGCGAGAGAUAAUAUUGGUGCGUUCGGAGGCGAUCCCGAGAACAUGAUCAUAUGGGGUCAAUCAGCUGGCGCGGGCCUAGUCGGUUCCUACAUCUAUGCCAACGGUGAAGAUCCCAUUGUCAGCGGCGCGAUAGCAAUGUCCGGAGCCGUCAACAGCCCGGCACCAGACAACUCCACUAACUUCUCUGAACUUGCCAAAGCUGCCAACUGCGGUGGCCUCAGCGCCAAAGCUGAGCUCUUGUGCAUGCAGCAUGUCCCGGCUUUACGUCUGCAAGACCUACUUCAGGGAUCCGUAUUGCCUGGAAGCAAUACUCCCGUACCGAGGUUCCGCGCCGUCGUUGAUAAUGUUACUGUGUUUGCGAACAACACUGCGCGGUUGGAAGGAAAUUUGACGGCCAAUAUCGUACGUUGCUGA